This is a messenger RNA of Meira miltonrushii, 1490 nucleotides long. RefSeq lists its product as uncharacterized. Gene Ontology annotation, biological process: recombinational repair. The transcript has a single exon. Gene Ontology annotation, cellular component: nucleus. The record is from RefSeq and is a predicted model, not a curated record. Gene Ontology annotation, molecular function: DNA binding; hydrolase activity; ATP binding. Lineage: Eukaryota; Fungi; Basidiomycota; Exobasidiomycetes; Exobasidiales; Brachybasidiaceae. The coding region runs from base 396 to 1262 and encodes 288 amino acids.
AUAUCCAGCAAGUCGCAUAUGGAAUUUUCAACCGUCAUCUACUCAAUUUCAACCGUGAAGGAUUACAAUACCAGCCCGUCGCGGUGGGAUCUCACAGUAUUGCAGCAGAAGCACGAUUUAUCCAAGAAGAGGUAGACAGGAUUCAUCUUGAGGAUCGAGGUAGGGGAGAAAGUUUAAGUUCAGUAAGUAGAGCAACGAUACCGCUGUACACGUUUACGGCAUUAACUUUUCUUCAUCCGACAGGUGGCAAUUAUGACAAGAACGAAUGCCAAUGUUCGUUUUUUAGUUGAUGCAUUGACGAGAAGAAAUCGCCUAGGUGGUGAAUACUGUCCCAUCAGAGUUAUGGUGGGUAUCAUAACCGACGCAGCAUUUUUUCCAAUCACUAACAUUCCUUCAUGAGACAGGGUCUGGAAAACAUAGAUAUUUGCAGCAAUGAGGCUUUGGAUAUUCUCUCGUUUCUUGGCGCAAUUCAGAAUCCCAACCUACAUCAUCUUGUCGAAAGAUCUUUGGUAGUCUUUUCGAAAUGCAGGGACGUGAUGGAGCCGGACUACGAAAAUUUACCGGGACCUGAUUCGAUCGACCAUUACAUCAAUGCAUUGGAGGACGAUCCCAGACGAUUCCCCAUGUCUGACCACCAUCGACAAUACCUCAGUCUAUUGCGAAGGCUCAGCGCUUGGAUCAAUAUGCGGGGAGGGCUAAUACAUGAGGCGGUGAAGUCGUUACUGGAAGAAUUGCAAUACAAAGAAAGAGUCCUUCGAACACGACUAGCUCCAGACGGAUCGCCUUCUCCGCCUCCAAACUUCGACGUCAAUCACAAUGCACCACAUCCAUCUUCUGAUUAUGCAGGAGCACGCUGGCAGAACGUCAGAUCUCUUUUGAUCCGAUUGGAAGAUUUCGAUGAUCGUAUUACGAAUGACAUUCAUCCGCUCGAUCUAUUCCUGCGCGAAUGUCAUGCUUAUGCUCCUGAACAGCUAGCUUACCUUCCCAGAGAACCAGAGAGGGAGGUUACAAUCUCAACGAUGCAUUAUGGGAUCGGUUCAGAAUAUGAUGUCGUCUUCAUCAGUGGGUCGGAAAAAGGAUCGCUUCCCUGUCCAGGCUGUCGAACUGAUGCAGAUAUACAACAAGACAAGGCUUUGUUUCAUUUGAGCAUGCUAUGUGCUCGUAAACGAUUAUACUUUGGCUUUCUUCAAGAUCACGGUUUAACAUCUUUUCUCGAUAAUGUCUAUUUGUUGUUGCACUUCCGUCGUCAGGUGCAAGAGUAAAUUGUCCAAUGCAUACAUAAUUCCCAUGAUGAAGAUACUUGUGUCGAUCUGGAUGUCCGGCUGAAAGAUGAUACCGUACUACAAUCAAGAUGCGAGCCACUGACGUGUAAAUAGAUAUGUGGUCAUAAAUGGAAAGCCGUUCAAACCUAAUCAACUCAAAGUGAUCACCGAUGGAGGCCAAACUUUAUUUUUUUACCCAUCGACCAUUUCCUGACUUUAGGCAUUGUG